Molecule: messenger RNA, 1185 nt
Organism: Chanos chanos (milkfish)
Lineage: Eukaryota; Metazoa; Chordata; Actinopteri; Gonorynchiformes; Chanidae
Gene: lrmda
Product: leucine rich melanocyte differentiation associated
Exons: 7
Coding region: 39-740 (233 amino acids)
Biological process (GO): melanocyte differentiation
Molecular function (GO): protein binding
Source: RefSeq, a predicted model, not a curated record
UUGAAUUUACCAACCCUGGGAGCUGUCACUUCACUGAGAUGGCACACAACGAGUCAAUGGUCGUUGUAAAUGGAGCACAGGUUUCCUUCAUUGGCCAUGACUGUGAAGAUAUUCCAGAGUUUCUUGGACUCAGAUAUGGUGCGUUAGCGAGACGUUUAGAUCUCAGCUUUAACAGACUGAGGUCACUGACAGGGCUGAAAGCGUUCCCUGAUCUGGAAGAGUUGAUUGUGGACAAUAAUCUUCUCGGAAAUGACCUCCAGUUGCCCAGGUUACUGAAGCUUCACACCCUAACGCUCAAUAAGAACCACCUGACCGAUAUUGAGGCACUGUUGGAGCACCUGGCUGAUGUGACGCCCUCACUGGAGUACCUGAGCAUGCUGGGAAAUGAGGCAUGUCCCAAUCAGCUGGUCAGCCCAGAUAAAGAUGAAGAUGACUACCAGAGAUACAGGUAUUUUGUCCUGCAUAAGCUGAAGAAUCUGAAGUUUUUGGACACGAGGAAGGUGACCCAGAGAGAGAGAGCAGAGGCAGAGGUUCGCGGAGCUUUCAUGAAGGUUGUCAAGCCAAAGACUGACCUGGAUUCCGGUGAGCCCAAACGUGAAUCCCCUGCCUCUUCCUACACACCUCUACCAAAAGGCUCCAGAGAUGCCCGAAACCACAAAGGGGUGUUCGCCAAGUGCCGUUACGUUUACUACGGGAAACAUUCAGAGGGCAAUCGAUUCAUCCGCAAUGACCAGCUCUGACAGGACAGCCAACAGUCACGCGUUUUUAUUAAGAUAUAUUCACAUGCAUCUCUAUAAAUAUACAUAUCGCCACUCGCAUUUUUUAAAACCUGCCAAACGCAGCCGUGUGCUGCCUCACGCUGCGACUGCCAUUCCCUGUCAAAGCCCAUCUCUCUCUGUCUGUCGGAGCUGUCUUAUCCGCCCUGACGUGAUUGGCUCUAAGCAGCGCCCCUGCCGACGCACUGACAGACAGCUACAGCCCAAACGCCUCCUCUGACAGCACCAGCACCAUGAUGGAUUGCCUGGUCCAACCGCUGCUCUUCGUGGGUCAAAGGUCACACCUGGGGCCACAACGGGCCUGUGCAGACACACUGUGGAUGAGAUGAGCCACCUCAAAGUCAAAGCUAAAGUUAAACCACUCUAAGAGAAAGGGAGAGAGAGAGGGAGAGAGAGAGAGAGAGAGAGA